Messenger RNA from Cadophora gregata, 2963 nucleotides. RefSeq lists its product as uncharacterized. Lineage: Eukaryota; Fungi; Ascomycota; Leotiomycetes; Helotiales; Ploettnerulaceae. The transcript is spliced from 2 exons. The coding region runs from base 180 to 1799 and encodes 539 amino acids. Gene Ontology annotation, molecular function: inositol hexakisphosphate 3-phosphatase activity. The record is from RefSeq and is a predicted model, not a curated record.
CUGCUCGCACGACUUCACAGCAUCCUGGAGUUGAUCGCUGCAGCGUUCUCCGCAGAACAAACCUUCGAAAAGAUGGGAAUCUUCUGUGGCGAAGACGGGUGGGUAUAUGAACAUGGUUGAGACCUCGAAUUCAACCUGAGCAUCUGCCGAGUUGCUGUGUGCAGCUGUCAAUUCUCAAGAUGAAGUAUCCGUUAUUCAUUCGGGAUUUGGCUUUGGUCUGGGGUGUCUUACAGACGAUCAUUCCAGGCUCAUUAGCAACAGACAAGCUGAUCCCCUUCCCCAUCGCCGCCAAAACAGUGCCCACGGAAUCCGACAAUACAGCAGUUUACGCCUCUCCCUCUAACCCUCUCCUUAUCGGAAACGAUGGCUCGGCCUCAACAGGAGGAUUUCACAUCUUCUCCCUCUUGAACCUCUCAACAGCCCCUAUUCAGUCAAUCUCCUCAAAGACAACUGGUCGCUCAAAACUCGUGACCACAGUCUACGCAAUCGGCGGCAAGGAUCUAAUUAUCACAAUCUCCCAGCCAAAUAAUGCACUCCAGGUCUUUGAUAUCAAUGGUGCUGGCUUCGACGAGAUUGAAGAGGCGAGGAAGAUGGCCGUGGGCGAUUGGUCCGCUUUGUGUACGUGGAAGAGCAGCAAGAGUGGGGAGCAGUACUUCUAUCUUUUUGGGAAGAAACAGGUUGUGCAGUAUCUUAUUCGGAAGGAUGAGAAGUUUGAGAUUGUCGAGAUCCAAACUUUCAACUUGCCAGUCGAAGCUUCAUCUUGCGCGGUUUCUUCGUACAAUGGCAGAGUGUACUUUAGCGGCGAUGAUAGCAAAUCCGUUUAUGGAUUUAAAACUGAGGAAGUGUCGUCAGCUCCAGCAAUCGAGACAUUCUUCGAAGCAGCUGACGAUGUGACUGGACUGGUCGUCUACGCCGGAAAGUCAUCUGACUACCUCUUCGUUGCGCAGAAGGAUCUCAUCGCUGUCUAUACUGGACGGUUCCGUCUUGUCGGCACCAUGCAACUUACAGGAGCAGAAGAUAUUGAGGUCCAAGGCCUAGCAGUUUUACAAACGAAGACUGCAGAAUAUCCUGCUGGGGCUCUGACAUGCGCCAUUGAGGAUGAAGAUGGAAAGGCUUUUGGCGUGAGCUCUCUGGAGUCUGCUCUGAAAUCUCUGAAGAUAGAAGCAAACACGGCCUAUGACCCAAGAGCCACAUGUAAAGAUUGCUUGGACACAAUCUGCAAUGACUGCAACUCGAGCGGUUUCUGCACAAAGAAGCGAUCGGGAACAACCUGUUCCUGCUUUGCCGGAUUCACAGGUCCCUUAUGCCAAUCCUUCACCUGUACAGACAACUGUUCCGGUCUUGGCUCAUGUAUGGGAGCGAACGAUUGUGAAUGCGAAGCUGGAUGGGGUGGCUUGUACUGCUCCUUUCUCCUCGUUGAGCCAAAACUCGAAACUGAUGCUAACGGAGGUGAUGGAGAUGAUCCCGCGAUCUGGAUAUCUCCCAUCUCACCUGACCAGUCGAGAAUUGUCACGACGACGAAGUCGGAAGAGGGUGCUGGUCUUGGAGUAUUUGACCUGAGUGGGAAAUUGCUCCAGACACUUCCGGCUGGUGAACCGAAUAAUGUGGAUAUGAUUUACAACUUCACGCUUGCUGGUGGAAAGACUGUGGAUCUUGCUUUUGCGGCGUGUAGAGAGGAUAAUACGCUUUGUUUGUUUGAGAUGAGUGCCAAUGGGACUUUGUCGAAUAUUGAUGGAGGUAUCCAAUCAGUCGUAAGUUUAUCCACUUCACCCGCUUCAUUAGGACGAACGUCCCACUAACACCCCAACUCAGAUCCCAGAUUACGACGUUUACGGCUCCUGCUCCUACCGCUCCCCCCUCACAGGUACACAAUACCUCUUCGUCAACAGCAAAACAGCCCUCUACCUGCAAUACAGCCUAACCUCCCUCCCAAACGGCACUCUCACCACAACUCUCGUCCGCCAAUUCUCCGCCGGCUCAGGCGGCCAAGUCGAAGGCUGCGUCACAGACGAAGCAAAUGGGUACAUCUUCAUCGGCGAAGAACCCACCGGUCUCUGGCGCUAUGACGCCGAACCCACCACCUCCAAUCCAGUAGGCUACAAAGUCGCAUCCGUAGCCACAUACCCCGACCACCAACCCGGCGAUCUCUACGCCGACGUCGAAGGUGUGACGCUCAUUCCCGGCAAAACCCCCUCGCAAGGCUUCAUCCUCGUGAGUUGUCAGGGCGUUUCGGCUUAUAAUGUGUAUGAACGUGCACCGCCGCAUAAGUUCGUGGUGACGUUCUCGAUUGCGGAUUCGAAGGAUGGGAAAUUUGAUAGGGUGACUAAUACGGAUGGGAUUGCGGCUGUGGGGAAUAGGUUGAAUGGGAUGUUUCCGAAGGGGUUGAUUGUGGUGCAUGAUGAUGCAAAUGAGUUGGCUGGUGGAGGCACAGCGGAAGAGGCGAGUUUUAAGUUGGUUGCCUUGGAGGAUGUGCUUGGUGGUGGGCUGUUAGAGAGUGUCGAUGCGGAGUGGGAUCCCAGGCGGUAAAGCUGUCACUGGAUGGGCGAGUUCAGUAGAAAGUGAAGCACAAUAUUCUUCAGGAGUUGAAUGAGCCUGUCGGGGUGUGCUAUUUAGUCUGUAUAGAUCUACUUGAUUAUAAUAUAGAAAUACGGAGCCAUAAUAGAUAGCGUUUGAUAUAGCAUAGGUUCAUAUACUGCUUCUCAACCUGCUGCCAUAACUAGCACAGUGGAGAAGAUCCCCACAACAAACAAUCUACAUACAUCUGCAAAAAUCAUUAUAACUCUGAAUCUGACUCUCAUUCUCCAUAUCCAUCCACACCGGCAAUGACCGGCCACUCACUGCCUUGUCAAAGCCUUUAGGCAAAUGGGUAGACUGUUCGUAUAAUAUGUCUUUUCAUGGCCUCGGGGAUCUGGGGAUUCAUUACCUUUGGGUGAACCUAGCUGAACCUAACUCUAAGCUUAUGU